AUGUCGGGUUGGGAGGCCACGCUGGGCGGGUGGACGCGCGUCCGCUACCUGCUGCAUGUGGCGGCGGUGGCACCGGCGCAGCGUGAAGCUGCUUUAGUCGAGGCGGCGGCGUACAUGCAGGCGCACUUGUGGGAUGCGGACAAGCUGCGCUCGGUGCGAUGCGAGGCAGGUAUGCCGAACGAGGCGGCGUGGGACACGUGGCUGGCUACGACGGCCGCCCACGUCCACGAAGAGCAAGAGCGGCUCUUGGCGGACUUGGCCGCGUCCCAGCAUACGCCGGAGCGUGCGCGCCGCAUCCACUGCCUGCUGGGCGCGCACUUCCGCCGACGCGGCGCGUUUCGUGCGGCGCUCGAGCACUACGAGAGCGCCCGCGAGUAUGGCAUCACGAACGAGCAUGCCCUGGCUUCGUACGUCGGCAUACUACAGACAGCGCACGACAUGGGCGACGCCGAGCGGGUCUUGCUGUGCUAUGAACAGGCCCACACCAUGCUGCGUGCGCUCGUGCGGAGUCACUCGACGGAGGGGUGGCAGCUCGUGCGGGACGUGGCGGGCCUGCCCGACGCAUCCUGUGAGGACGUGGCGGCGCGCCUCGCUGCGUGGCGCCUGGUCGCACAGUGGACGCUGUGCCGCGACGCACUGCCCGAGCCGCUCCUGUCGGAGCACAGCGACGCGUACGCUGACCUCCUCGGCCCCGCCCAGGGUGCGUGGUACGCCGUGCUAUGGGCGCUAUGCGUACAUCCGCCGUCCGUGCAGCGCGCGCGCGCCGCACAAGUGCUGCAGGACGCGUCGUUUCGGCAGUACACCGACGUGGCACGCGCGCCUCGCGACGUGCUCAGCACGUACCUCGUGUCCGACUGGCCGUCGUGCAUUGCUCUGGUGCGCGACGCACAUGCGUCGGCGUGGCGCUGUGAUCCAGCCAUCGGCGUGCAACGCGCAGAUACGCUGCUGCAUACCCUCUUGACGCGCCUCAUCGAGUGCCAUGUCCAGGCCUACACGUGCGUGCCGCUCGCGUCGCUGUCGCGCCUAUUCGGCGACUCGGUGCCGCGGAUCCUCCUCGACUUGAUCCGGAGCGGAGCUGUGCGUGCGCGCAUCGACUGGGCACGGCAGGUGCUCGAGAAAGAGGACGUGCACGUCGUCGAUGUGCGCCCCUCCGAUAUGAGUGCGCUGCGUGCUCGCUUGACCGUCUUGCAGCGCCUUAGCUUGGCCACGUCGUCCAAAUCGAGUUCGAUGUCGUCCACGGAUCCGUCCACGUAG
This is a messenger RNA of Malassezia restricta, 1254 nucleotides long. Its product is annotated as COP9 signalosome complex subunit 1. The transcript has a single exon. NCBI's taxonomy places the organism in Eukaryota, Fungi, Basidiomycota, Malasseziomycetes, Malasseziales, Malasseziaceae. Gene Ontology annotation, cellular component: COP9 signalosome. Bases 1 to 1254 code for a protein of 417 amino acids. The record is from RefSeq and is a predicted model, not a curated record.